GUGUGCCAAGUGGUGCCAUGUCCGCACCCGGGAUCCAAACCGGCAAACCCCGGGCCACCAAGAAGCAGAACUUGUGCACUUAACUGCUACGCCACCAGGCUGGCCCCAACAUGGCUUACUGUUAAAUCUGGACAGCACUGAAGGACCAUGAGAUAUUUGAGAAAAGCAUUUAACAUGUAAGGGAAAUAAAACAAACAUUAAAAAAUUUAGAAGAUAAGAGACAAUCCAAGGAGCAGAAGAUGAUAUUGAAUCCAAGAAAUAAGAAAAGGAUGCUCCAAAAGUGAAUAUUCAGCAGUCAAUGAAUAGUUUUUGGAAAUUAAAAAUGCAUAAGCUAAACUAAAAAAUUAAUAGAAGCUUUGUAAAUUAAAGUUGAAGACAUCUUCAAAGUAGAAAAAAAAAGAGAGAAAUAUAAGGAAAUAGGACCAUUUGAGCAGGUCCCAUGUUCAAAUAAAGGCGUUCUAAAAAGACAGAACAUAGAAAAGAGAGGAGGAACUAAUCAAGGAAAAAAGUACAAGAAAACUUCUCAGAAUGGAAAUGCCUGAGUCUCCAGAUUGAAAGCAUCCACUGAGUGUCCAGCAAAACGAAUGAAAAAAAAUCCCACACAAAGACAAAGCGUUGCGAGAUUUUAGAAUGUCAGGGUGAAAGAGAAGAUUCUAAAACUCUAGGGGUAGGGAGGGGAACAGAUCACAUAUGAUGGAAAGGAAAGCUGGACCACAAUAAAGCAAUGGCUUCAACAUUCCAAGGAAAAAUGAAAUCCAGUCUAGAAUUCUAUAGCUACUAUUACUAUCAAUGAGACGUGAGCAUAGCAUAAAGGUAAGCAAGACUUCAAAAUCCUUACUCCUGUGUGCUCCUUUUCAGGAAGCUCUGGAGAAUGUAAUCCAUUAAAACAAGGAAGUGAACUGAAGAAGGAACAUGGGGGCUGCGGUAAAUAGGGGACACAACAUAAGAGGAAGGCGUGAAUUCCCAGGAUGAUGGGAGAGAGAAUUCCCAGAACACAGUUGGGUAACAGGCCUAGAAUGCAAACAGCCCAGGUUAGAGCCAGAAGGUGGAGGGCUCCAGAUAUGUCUACAUUUAAAAGUAAGUGUGUAAGUAAGUGAACAGACUGGUAGAGUACGGGAUAUUUUUAAAGCAUCAAGAGAUUUACACUUCUGGAGUAGACCUUGAAAUGAAUUAGAAAAUUAAGACAAAUGAGGCACUUCUUAACUCCAGGGAAAAUUAAAAAUGCACGAGAAAGGAAAUGGCUCAGGUGAGAGUAAUAUGUAUUUACAAAGUUGUUGUCAUAUAAAUACUAAAUAUUUAUUUAACCAAGGAAACUAAAUAGGGAGGGAGAAUGAGUGUGUGUGUGUGGUGGAGGGAGGGUGUUCCCCAGAAAUAGAUGGAAGUACAAGAGAUCUAAACACUUUUGAUCAAGAGUAGGAUGUCAAUAGAAGAUAUCUGAACUUGAAAAAUGAAGUUCCCUGAUAAUCAUGCUGUUUGGAAAUACAGAGGGAAGUGUUAGAGCCAAAAGGGUUGAAUGUGAUUGCCUUCCGGGGCCGAAACUGGCUAUGGGGAGCAGUGGAGGAAAGUACUGCUGUUGUACAUUAGAAGCCUAAUAAAAUGAUUUAACUUAAAAAUAUGUACAUAUAUUACUUUGAUAAAAGUAAACAUUAUUUUAAAAAUCAUAAUAACUGAGAAGGGAACGUGGAGGGUGGAAAUAACUGGACCCAUGAAACAAUUUCACACUGUCUCCCUCUCACACGCGCAUUCUCUCAUGUCUGUCUCUGUACAUCUGGUUCAUUUUCCCUCGCUGUGGAUCACAGUUGUUGAUGCUCGCUGGGGAUGGAGGGACUCAGGAGGCGUGUGGCUGCUACCAGACACAUCAUAGCUAGGAAUGGCUUCUGGCAGUUCUGGACUCAUUAUUUUUAUAGCUUUGCUGAUUGAGAGCACAGGAUUCUUCCUCCCAAAUCCAGUCAGUAUAAGAAUGACUUACACUUUUCUCUCCAUGGCUCUCUUCUAUAGCUGUGAAGCCUAUUUUAAUGUCUUCUGGACCCUUCCUCCCAAUGUAGAUGGACUUGGUGAUUAUGGAAAUAUUUAUCUCAUGAAAUUGGAUGGGAUCACCAAAGGAGAGAAUAUAUAGAGAAAAUGAAGGGAACCAAGACUGAGCCCUGGAUGACCCAACAUUUAGAACUGCAACAGAGCAGGGGAAACCGGAAAAGAAGAUGGGAGAGGAGGCAGGAGAGAACCAGAGGAGUGUCCAUCAUAGAAGGUACGAGAAGACUAUUUCAAGAAGGGAGAGGCCAAGUGAGUCUACUGCUGGCUUUUGAAGCUUCCUGCUUUGAGGAUGUAGGAAUGUUGAGAGACAUAAUUCAGACUGUUUGGGAAAGAAAACGUGUGCCUCUCCCUCCCUGGGGAUCACUGUGGACCACGGAGGUUCCUAGGAGGCAGGUGAGAAAAAACGCUUCAUGGCAGGUGCCGGUGUCGUCUUACUUUGUGUAGGUUCUUCUUGUCCUCCCCUCCACCCUAACUCCCGACAGAGGUCCCCAGACAGAAUGAUGAAAAAUAAAAAAGGCAAGGGAUCUACAGAACACUUCCUUUAGGAAAUAGGGCAAUCUGGAGUGUUAAAUGUGACAGACUGAUGGCAUAUUAUAGGUUUAUUUAAUCAAUAUUUAUUCAUUGUAAGUUUUAUUUAAUCAAUAUCGAUUAUUCAUAGUGAUGAGGAGAAUAAGUGUUGGGGUCAGCAAAACCUGGAUUUGAAUGUUAGUAGUGAUACUUACUACUGUGUAUUCUUGGGAAGUUACUUAACCUCUCUGAGCCUUAAUUUCCUCAUCUGAUGGUUGCAUCUAAUACCGCCUACCUCAGAGGAUGGUUGUAAGGAUUGACUGAGGUGAUGUACAGUGUCUGCGACAUGGUGAGGGCUCAAGAAAUGAUAGUUACUAUUAUUUUGUUCUCGUACUAUUUCUUUAGUUAUUACUCAAUUAUUAUAAUUUAACAAAAACACAAAACUAGGUUUUUUGAGCACCUUUUCAUCUCUUGCCUGAUUUCCGUUCUGGUUAUUUUAUUUCUUUGUUAUCUGUGUAAUCUAUUUACUUUGAUGCUUAAAGCAAAGAAUUAGAAUAUAAAUCAAGAAAGAAAAUAUCCUCACUUGUGACCUAUAACUCUAAAUAUGACCUUAUCUCGGAGGGUACCAUUUUCAGUUAUGCUGCCCUGUGGGAGGUUGAGGUGGGAUUCUUCUGUGUAUCCCAUGAGAGUUAACUACCGCAACUGAGGUCAUUGAUGGCCUCAGCCCCCUUGGCAAGAGUAGAGAUGCUCAAACACCUCAGAUGAACUCGGUACUAAAGUUUCCCCUUUAGAAAAUGGAGAAAUCACCGAAGGGAUUGAAAAAACGCAUUUAAUCGCCUGUUGGAUUUACUCCUCGACGCCAGCCAAUCAACUGCAAAUUCCUAGGAAGAAAAGGCAAGAGGAAUAAUCAUCAGCCCUUGUGGACUCUGGAGUCACCUGCUCCAUGGGCUGUGGAGCAUCGAAGUGCCCCAGAGAGCUGUUUGUCUCUCCGCCUGACAAGAAGGAGGAAGACACAUGUGGCGAUGCAAAAGAGGAAAAUCCAUUCAUAUAUUUUAAAAAUGUUUCCUGUAAUAACAGAAUUCAUGUCGAGGCAAGAGGCUCAACAAGUCCUUGGCUUCCCAGAGGACAGAAAACAUUCCAUGGAGAAGAUGGAGAGAGAUGCUGUACCAAUUGUUAGGACAUGAGAAGAUGGUUUCCCCUCAAAUUUCCCAGGCAACUUGUGCUGUCGUCUUCCACUUGACCCCUGACCCCACCCAUGUCAGUUACCCCACCCAAAAGGGAAGCAUAGCAGGGCACAUAUAGGUAAGCAAAAUAAAGCUGCUAUAAUUCUCUUCCUGAGGAGCAAUUGGAAAUAAGCUGAACUUAUUAAUAAAGAGUUAGCAAGAGUUGACAGGCCGUGCUAUAGAACACAAUUUGGAAAAGGGUAAAUAAAUCUUUGCAUUUGGUGCUUGGAAUCCAGUCCAGGAUUAUGAUUUCUGGGGUUUCCUUUGUAGCUUCUUUUUUUUUUUUUUAGCUUGGCAGGGAAAUAUAGCGUAGAUAUUUCAGCUUGGAUGAACUAGAUGGGGUAAUCCAUGAUGUUGCUGAUCAUUUUUGCCCGUGUGGCUGCAAAGCCAGGCACCUAAUUGUGUGCUCUGGAAAGAACUAUGGUGUAACAUGUUCUUAAACAGAGGGCUGUUUCCGUGCUGCCAAAAUAAUGGAUGUCUGAUAAUUUAACUUUGCCAAUACUUGGUAGAUAGUUAUUGGCUUCAAUUUAUGACUAAUUGUUAUAAAGAACAAAUUUGAUUUUAUUGAAUUUGAUUAAAUUUAAUAUUUUUGUAAAACUUCCUUUUAUCUAAAUGGCUUAGAAAUUGACUCUUUUUCAGAGACAAAUGAGGGAAGCUCAGCUCCAUCUAGCUUCAGCAAAAAGUGAGUUUAUUGACUCGUGUAAUAUACAAGGAAGUGCAGCCAGGAGUGGAUUAGCUUCAGGCACAGCUGGAUCUAGGAGUUCAAACAUUAUCAUCCAGGCAACUUUCCUCUCUCUACCUUUUUGUUUCUCCUUGUCUGUUCUACAGGCAGAUUCCUUGCAGGUGGUAGGCAAGAUAGGUGACAAUGGCCCUAGGCCCAUAUUCUCUAGCUUAGCAACCCUGAGUGAAAAUAGGUUUCCCUUCCACUGUCCCAACAUUACCCUCAGAGAAGACUCAUUUGCUCUGCCUGAGCCAUGUGUUCAUCUCUGAACUAGUCCCUGUGACCAGGAGGAUGGUACACAUGAACUGGAUAAUGUGGGACGAGUGCUCAUCCUUGUGAUGGAAAUGGCAGGUACGAACCCCAGAAAAAGUUCGUUUAUGUCUAAUUGGCUGUCAUUCAGUCACAUGCCCAGCCCGGAAUCACACACCUGACCAAGGGAAUGUGAUGCUCUAAUUGGCCACGCCUGAGUCACCUGUGUCACCUCUGGAGACGGAGACAUAGGAUGAGAACUGAUAGUGAAGGAGGGGUGGUGUCAUAAGGAAGGUGGGCCACUGGCAGCAGGGGUGGUAGAAGUUGGUUAGCUAAAAUCAAAAAUAUUAAGAGAUUUCAAUAAAUUUUACAUUUAUUGUUUAAACCUUCUGAGGUUGGAUUUGUUUUCUUUUCUCUGUGACACUGUGAGAGCUAAGAAAACUUAAGUUUACCCUGGUUACAAAUAUCUAUCUUUAUAGAGUGUUUUUGAUUUUACAAAGUUCUUCCACUGACCCUUAUAACAACUCCGUGAAGUUUGUAACUAUUCUCAUUCUCCAGGUGAGGAAACCAAGGUACAGAGACAUUAAAUGACUAACCGCACACUGUGCAACUCUAACCAGAGGAGCCAGCACGGCCAUAACCUAGGCUGUCUGACUCGAGUCCUUGCAUCUCCCACUCUGCCCUGCGAGAGAGAAAGAAGGCUCGGUGGAAGCAGUUCCAGUGUGACCGGGAGCAGGCACAGAUUGAAGAGAUGGUUCAGAGGAGUUCCAACAGACUCCAGUGACUCACGGACAGGGGGUGGAGGUGGAGGGGGUGGUGAAGGACAGGAGAUGACUCAGCCAACCAGCUUGGGUGACUGAUGGGGUGGCUGCUGCUGCCAUUAAUUAAGAUAAAGCUCACGGGCGGAGAUGAUUCCCAGCCUCUCAGGUACAUCCCCCCUCCCACUUCAGUUCUUGAGCCUCUCCUGAUGAGACCCCACGAUAACCACCCCCUUUUCCUACGCCGUCUGCUAUCCGGUGGGCUCCUUCUUCCAGCCCUGGGACCCAGUGUUAUAGCUGGAUCUAGCUUUUAUGGUGGUCUGGUGGUCUAGGCUUUAGGUCUUCUCUCAGAGUUCCUCCAGGACUCAGGUUCCUUUGCUGCCAGCUUGGACCUGCGGCUUGGUGACCCUGGGACAGAGUCUUGGGGCUUGGGUGGGCUGAGUUGCAGCACACAGUAAGCCUCCUUUCCUGCCUCAGUUUCCCCUCCUUAGUCCUAACACUUCAGUGCUGCCUUGAGGACUGGUCCAACGGCUGAGCCCUGGUAUUCUACUCAGCUCUGGCCAUCCCCUUCUGUCUGGCUUUCUGGCAUGUUGAUUGGAACCAUACCUCACUCGGAUAAAUAUCCCCCCAGUGAUGAGCUAUCAUCCUGACUCUUGAAUAUUGGCCACAGCUUGGAUGCCCCGGAGUGUUGCUCUGCUUGACUAUGUACAUGACCAGGGCCCCUGGGCUUGCCUCUUCCAAGACUUUUAGAACCUGCUUCCUCCCCGACUUGAGUGUCUCUCCCAUUGUCAGGUCUAUUUUUGUUCCCCCUGCUGACCAAAUUUUUCCCACCCUGGAGCCUUUGUACUGGCUGUACCUGCCUGCAGUGCUCUGCUCCCUGGCUCGGUUGGCUUUUCCUUGCCAUUCAGGUUCCUGCUUAGAUGCCAUGUUCCUAUUCAGUGUUGCCUGCCCUCUUACCAUCUCUUUCUAUAUCAUCACCCCAUUCUCUUUCCUCAUCACACUAUUAUAUUUGGACUUAGUUUUUUUGAGUCCUUGUUUCUUGUCUGUUUUCUCGCUGGAAUAAAAGCUCCUAGGAGGCGGGGACCUCCCCUAUUAUGCUGACUGCUAUAUUUGAAGGUCUAGAACAAUGCCUGCUACAAAGUAGGUGCUCAAUAGACUAUUUAUGGAACAUUGCUGCAUGAUUCUUGAUGGCUGAGACCACACCAUGUCUAGUCUACACCAGAGGGAGAAGAUGCAAUGCAUUUUGUGCAGGCUGACUUGGAGGGCUGUCCACUUGGAGCCGUCUGCUCCCUCUGCCAGAACUGUGUACCUAGUCUGUGAAGCAAACUGCUAGAGUCACCUCAGACUUAUCCUCUCAAAAACUUUCCCUUGCCCUGACCCCCGGAGCAGUACUAGGCGUCCCUUCUUCUUUGCUCCAGAGCCCCUCUCUCCAAACUUGAAUUACCCACCUGUCACAUAGCACUGGAUACUUGUUUGUUUACCUAUCUUUCUCCCCAGAUAGACUGUGAGCUUUUUGCCAGCAGGAAUUCUGUAGGGUUUGUCUUUCUGGUGUCUAACACAGAGUUACAAUUCAAUUCCACAAUUAUUUGUGUGGGAAUGUACAAGUUGGUGAGUGCAUUAGCAAACUGGGUGUAUGAAUCUGUUGUGCAAGAGAUAAGUCUGAGUUAGUGAUGCAAUAAUAAAAUUAACUGAUUAAUAGCCAUUUAUCCAAAAACCAUGUCACUGAAGAAAGAAGCCUUUGAAACUUUGACCAUUCAUCUGCAAAAGAGCUCACGUCAUCAUUAUUGUGGCAAGUAAAGUUCAUCUGAGCCAUCCUCCUAUUCACAUCCUCCUAUUCACAUGCUCCUAUUCACAAGCUGAGGAUAGAUGUCUAAAGAGUUAUGUGUCCUGACCCACUUGGGAGAACUCCAGAGUCAUGCUUCUGACAUUCUCAGCUCUUGAACAACGCUGUUUUCAUCUAAACUGAGCUAUAGUCACUGGCUCUUAUGAGGUAAGCCUCAUUAAUCAGAAAAUUGUCUGUCCUGGGGAGGGCGCCUACCUCAUCCAGCCCACAUGGAGAUGUAGUGACGCACAACCUGAGAGUGGGCUCAGGCUCAUUCUACUCACUUUCAAUUCAUUGCCCGUUUGAUUUUGUGCAUCCCUUGGCCCACUGUAUUAGCACAGAUUUGAGAUCCAAAGAGAUACUUCAUUUGGUAAUUUUAUGUAAUGCCAUCCCUGAGAUGAAGUUUUAAUUGUGAAAGAAAAUUAGUUGUUUAUUCACCAACGAUUUAUAAGUUGUGGAUUACAUUGCAGGCAUUGUGCUGAGAGUGGAGGACACAGAUGAGUAAGAUAGACUCCUGGCCUUUGAGGAGCUGAUAGUCUAAAGGGCAAUGCAAGACGAGAGGGCAGAUGAGCACAGUCUGAUUAGGUGAAGGCCAUGGUAGGGCGAAGUCUUGGGGGAUGAAUACGAGCUGGUCCGACAAAGGAUGGAGGGCAGGGAGGGAGUAGCAAGAACAAAAGACAGGAGAGCGUGGACAGGAGGGGCAUAGACCAAACCAGAGCAGUCUCGGCUGGCCGUGUAAGGCACUUGGAUUUUAACCUAUAGACCAGCACUUUCCAUAACGUGUUUGAAGGAAACUUGUUCUGUGUGAUGAUAAUUGCUCUUGUACAGUAAAAGGAUCUCAUGGUUAACCACAUUUGGGGAACAUUGAUUUCAAAGACAGUAUUACUGUACUGUUCCAUUGGCAUCUUUUUAUGGAGCACUGUGCCUCAUCCUGUGAUAGGCAGGGUGGAUGCAGAGGAGAGCAAGACACACUGUCCUGUGCUCACGGGGCUGGCAGGCCAACGAGGAAAGUAGGAAUUACACAAAUGGCUGCCAAUGAUUUGUUACGUGUUUAUAAGUGAGACAAGUCCCAGAAAGGAGACUGCGUUAUAGAAUGUAGGAUAGAGUGGUUAAUAAGAACAAGAGUUAACAUUCAUUUAGCCCAUGUCAUGAGCCUGACAUUGGACUAAGGGCUUCACAAUCAUUAUUAUGUUUAAACAAAGCUGACUGGGGCACGAUGCUAAUUUGCUUGGUUUGACAUAGCAAUAGCGCGUUUCUCAAGCGGGUUUGACCACAGGAAUGUUUUUUUCACAUGACACCCAUUCAGUUCUGUGGUAGUUUGGGUAUGGGGAGCCACUGAAGGUUCUCAGCUGGGGAGAGAGACUGUCAAGUUUAAUUUUCCAAAUGGCAGAGAACAUUUGCUUUGUGCUCCUGGUAACUCAAAAAUGGCCAGAAACUUUAGAAAGAGUUUAGGGAUCCUCAACCUUUGCCAGUGAAUAAAAAUUAUCUUCACUUUUCAAAAUACUGACCUAUGAAAUCUGUGUUUCCUGGAGAACAGUCUGUAUUUUUAAAAAGUUCCUGGAUACACAGGAAACCAGUAAGCCUGGUUGCCUCUGGGCAGGGAGAGGCCCUGGGUAGCUGGGCGACAGAAACGAGAGGAAGACUCCUUGUUGUGAAGUGGUGAACCAUGGUUACAUAAUACCUUUUACAAAAUAAAUAUGUAAAUGAGCAAAAAUCUCCAUGGGUAAUCCAUAUAUAGCCCAGAUUGAGAACCACUGCUAGGGUUAAUCAGUGGAUUCAAAACAAAAUAAUGUGAAACACAUAAUUAAAAUUUUCUAUUACAUGUGAGAUGUGCUAGGAUGGAUUUGAUCAUUAGGUUAUUAACCUUAAAGAAAGCAACUUUCCCGUGAUGGGGUAGAGGAAUUGGACCAUGAGGGGUUAAGGAGACAGAAAAGGGGGAGCAGAGGCCACAGACUGUAAGCUGUUCUCUGGCGGGCAGCAGCAGGGGGCGCUGCUAGCACGCUGACCCCUCUACCCACUGGCUGGCUUGCUGGGGCACUUGGGAACCUUCUUCAGUCCCCUGGAUUCCUCCCUGUAACAUAGGAUUAAUAUUAGCUGCCUUACAGGGUGGUUGGGAAAAUCAAAUGAAACAGUAAAUGAAGGUUUUAUACUGGCACAUGCACACCCAGCACUUAGCAUAGCGCCUGGUGCAGAGUAAGUAGAUAAGGAAGAUCUGGACAUUUUUGUAGGGAGAGCAGAAGCUUGAAGUUAUAAAAGUGGAGAUAGAUCAACAUCCUACAGAGGACAGAGGGAGAGGGGAGCAAAAGUGCAGGCUGAGAGUGUUUCUGGGAAAGGGGGAGAGUCCUCUUCCUCUGGGAAGGAAAGGACAGGCAGGUAAAGGGGGAGGAGGCAACGGAGACAUUUCGGUGGGAGGAGGGCAGCUGACGGAGAUGCGGAAGAUAUCUUUCUCUUCUCUGCAAAGAAGGAGGUUAGGUGGGAAAUGCAUAAAAUGUUUCAAAUACAGACAAUAUUUGCUGCAUGAAAGCCAUGUUUUUUGGUUAAAACAAAUUGAUGUCAGCCCUCAUGUCUGGAUAAAAAUAUAGGCAGUAUCCCUACUGUGUCACUUCCCUGCUUCUUCUUUUUUAAUGUGUUACUUCUGGCACAAGUACCUUCAGGGCCAUUUAUUCAUUCACACCUUUUAUUUUGAGCCAACUGUGUGGCAGGUCCUAGAAGACCAGGGAGGUCAACAUUCUGAGGAUGGUAAAGGGCGGUGGAGGUGGGGUGGGGAGGAAAAGCACAGCUCACCUCCUCUUAUGUACGGAGUGUGAAUUGAGAAACUCAGAGAAGGUUGGACGUUUUCAGUGCAGGAAUUGUGUGGUUUUCUCUUGGCGCAGUGAAUUGAAACUGACUUAUUCCCCCAAAUGAGCCAAUUGAGAUGGAACUAUGAAUCCACUUGAGUAGACAGGUCCCAUUUGGUCCAAGAAAGGUGCUGGCCCACUGUAUCAAAAAGACUGGAAAAGAAUAUGUUGAGUCAAACUUAAAAAGGAAAUUCCUGCAACAUAAUUGUCCACUUUCUUAACAAGGAGAACAGUAGUGUUCUGUCUGUUUGGACUCAAUGCCCCUUUCUGAGCAAAUACUUUACUAUCCUGAAAUGAGAUUCAUAGAUGAUAGAACUUACCUACCCACAUUUAAAAAAUAGUAUAAUGGCCAAACUCUAUUAUAUAGGAAAGAUUAAAGUUAAGUUACCGCUACAUAUAUAAUUCUCCAUGUGAAUUCUUGAGCCUGGCUAUAUCGGUAGUACAAUGAAGUUCACAAAUGCUGACAUCUCUAUGGACAAUCACUGUGGAUGUGACAGCUGAAAACACGCGCCAAUUUGAGUGUUUUAUUAUACUGGCAACUCAAAUGCCAUGUACAACUUUGCUGAUAAUAAUGUGAUUUUCUAAAAUGUGAAGAACUUUUGAUAAAGUUCCGAACAAAACAAGACGACAUUUCUCUCAAUUUACACAGUAGAUGCAUUUUUGGAAAGUUCAAUGGAUAUUGAAAAACUGCAAAAGACACUCAAAUACAGGUUAUUUCCUGUUUAUGUGUAAAAUAGAGUUAGGUUUUUAGCUCAGAUCAUUAUAAGGCUUCCAUCUACGUGAAUGUCCAGCGGGACAUGGAAAGUUCCAUGGCCCUCAAGGCAAUCCUUUGUUGUGUGGGACUUUCUGCCGUAUCUGGCUGUCCAUGCCAAUCAUGGUGACAACGAAGAAACGUCCCAUUGAUUUCCAAAAUGCCCACCAGGGGGUGGCACCGUCCCCUUUGAGAACCACUGUAGUGACAUAUGUGAGUGAAAUUGAACUCUACAUUAGGAGAAGUUCACUAAAUGCUUGUUGAAUAGAAUGAUUAAGAAUCUUGCAGGUUCUCACAACCAUCAUUUUGAACUUUAAUUCACACUGGGGAGAGGCUGUAGAUAGAAAUGGAAGAUCUAGACAGAGACAGUCAAAUGUUUUAAUCUUUCAAGCCUACCUCAAUUUGUUGGAAGUGGCUGUCCUUAAUGCCAUAUACAGAAUAAUUUUCGAGGUAAUGUCCAGCUGAUUUAAUCAUUCAGGUACUAGUUACUGAGCAUCUAUGCGAGGCACUGUUCUAGGAGCUGGCAAUCCAGUAAUGAAUAAAACAGAUGCGGAUUUGGGACCUCAUGGAGCUAAAAUUUUGAGCUCAGGAGGAGCUGACCUUAAAGGUGUCUGCCAUGUCAUUGGGAAACUGCUGACUACAAAUUUGUCUUAUCUGAAACGAGAGAGUUAUCUGACUCUCUACUAACCCAGGAACUCUCCUGGAAUUUUAUUUGAAAAGUUGUUUCUGGUAUCCGUUCAUCUUCCUAUCCUUUGUCUUUUUCUCCUCAGAAAGAGAAACAGCAAAAAACAAACCAAAACAAAAUAACCAAACAACUUCUGAUUAAAUGAGAAUUCUGAUAAUUUGAGUUUUUGUGAACAGAGUUAUUCUAUAAUUUGUGAGGUUGCGUGAAAAUUAGUGACCGGAUAUCACUGGCCAAGAAAUGGAGACUUGGUCAAGUCAGGAACACAAAGUGAUCUAAAAGGAAUUAAGACAUCCAGAUGUAUCAAAACCUGUGAACAUCCUGUCUCUGUGAAGACUUGGCCACCAGUGUUCCUGGGCAAAUCUUGAGAAUAAGACACAUAUCCCAAGCCGCUGAGUGAGGGGGCAGACUAUUAUUGUCAGUAAGAGCAUGGGUUUUGAAUCUGAUCUGCUUGGAGUCCUGGACCUGCCCCUUACUGCUGUGGUUUUGUGAUUUACGGCAAGUUACUCAGUCGCUCUGGGCCUCCAUGGCCUCCUCUGCAGAAUGAGUGAAGUACCUACCUCCUCGGGGUAUGUGACUGAGGGAAGCAAUGUUCCCAAAGCACUGAGCACGCUGCCUGGUGCAGGGUCGCUCAGGGUGCCUAAGCUACUAUUACUUGUCCAGGAGAAGCGCCAUGACAGCGAGUGGCUGCGUUCUCUUCUUUCGAGGUGAGCACCACCACUCGGCAGCUGAGACGGGGAGUUCUUUCAUUCUGUGACUCAGGAGAGGAGCUAACUUUUCCUUGCAAACAAACUUAUGGUUUCAUAUGCUUUAUUGGAUCUUAAAGGUGGAAAGUACAUUAAAUCAUCUGCUCCAGCCCCCGCAUUGCACAGAGGAAUAAGCUGAGUUCCAGGGAUGUCAUGUGAUGUGGGACUAGAAACAGUGGUUAGGUUCCCAAGGCCAGGCCUCCAAGACCUAGUUAACCCAUAAGGUGACCCGGGGUUUUCCACAGUAUGUCUGUAGGACCACCUGUAUUAGAAUCAUAUGAGGGGCGGAUUUCAAAUAGGACCAUAAGUCAAGGGCUGUUGAACUAUCUAACAAUUUCAGCUAUCAUUUCUAUUAAUUCCUGCUUCAAUUAUCCAAUGAAUUGUCUCUCUGCCGGGAUACCCCAGUUCUGUAGCUCCUGUGAAUUUCUAUAACUCAGUGUAGCUCUCUGCUCUUGCAAAAGCCCUAGGAAUGAAUUAAUACAUGCAAAGCCUUAGAACAGUGCCCGUCUCACGGUAAGUGCUCGAUAAAUGUUAGUCAUUCAUUUUAUUACUCAUCAGAGCAGGAGGAACAUCUGCAGAGAGGUGAUGCUGGUUUCUCUGACGUGAACCUGGACCACAGGGUCAGUGUUUGCUUAGCAAAGAUGGCUGGAGAGAGUCAUCACACUGAAGGAAAAAGAAGCUAAGACUCUGUAAGUGUGUGGCACAGGUCAUACUCCCUUGUUUGUUUUUUUUCUUGCAAAGAGAAUGUAAGAUCAGAUAUAGCUUUACUUUUGACAGUUUAAAUUGUUGCUUGCAUCAGCAAAGGCUACUCAUACUGGGAUGAUGGUUCAGUUAGGGCUUUAUUUAUUCUCCUACAUACAAAUACACAGAGACAUACAAAAAACGUAGGCUGUUGUAUAGUUUUUAGAUUGUUAUAAGUGAUUUGUGUGUCUCUAAAUCUGAAAAGAGAGAUAUAGUUCUUAUGAACAUGGAGAAUUUUAGCUACAAAAGAAUUCUUAGCUGUAAUAGGUGGUGAGUGAUUGAGAGAAUGUGAAAAAGAAUGAGGAAGUAGUUUUUCCAAUCUGGUGACAGGGAGAGACGGUUCUUUUUCCCUUGAGUAAAGCAUCUGUUAAAUGGAAAAGAAAAUGAAUGUGGACUCUGGAGCCAGGAAUCCAUGAUGCCAGCAUUUUGCAAUAACAUCUCCUUUCAUCUACAGAUCUCGCAACAGUUUAUGGGCACUAAUUAAGUUUCACCAUACUCAUACAACUCACACUGAGUUUUAUUUCCUCCCUUUUUACUGAGGAAAACCAGGGCAAGGAAUGUUUAAAAGGUUACAAGAAGUUACAAAGCUCAGAUUUGAAUUCAGUACCCAAAGCCUCUGGCCCAUGGUGGGCUUGACAGUUGACGCAUGGCUGAUGUUUUGUGGGGCAGGAAGUGGUCUUCAGCAACCCUGAGAGGAAGGAGUAAGCUAGGAGCUCAGGGAGGCUCUAGGGGACCAGAGAUCCUGCUGCACAGUGAAGACACGUGAACCUGGCAUCUCUCACCACCACACUCCUUCUCUCUCAGCCUGCUGUGUUCCUGAAUGGACACAUUGGGAUUGCAAUUCACAUCAACCCUCUAGGUUCCUGAGAGGCAGGCUGUGAGCUGUGAGUGGGGUAUGUGGGUGUAGGGGACUUAUUGUAGGGGCCAGAGGAGAGUCGUCUGGUAUUGGUGGGCAGAGAGGCCAGUCAGUUACCAAGUGAAGGGGCACCAGGAGGAAAAUCAAAGGGCAACAGGUUAUGUCACUCCUUCUCCCUUGUCAUCUUGGCCCCAUUUAAAAAGGAGGAAGAAACAAAGCACAGGCUGGGUCUGAGAUCAAUCUCAGAUGGCCAAUGGUGACAGCUACACCUAAGACAUAACCGGUCCCAGGCUUGUCCAGGACCCAAAAUAAAUCUGUCUAAGUUUAUCAGAACUCUUGAAUUCAGACUAAAAGGAAUCUGAAAUAACUCACUUUCUCUUUUCAUACCCUCUUAAGAUGAAUUCUUAAAGAUUGUGCAUGAGCAUUUUCACUUAAAUGGAACUAGAAUUAGAAGAGGGGAAUGAAGGAAGCCCCAGUGGAGGCAGGUGCAAAUCCUGGGUGCCAAGCAGGGAUUUCACAGGCUCAAAAAUUCCCAUAUUUCUGAGAUUGAAUCAAAGGCAUAAAAAUAGCAAAUUAUUCACUUCUUCAAAGAGAGUUACAUCCCAAGUUGCAGGGGAAUUUAUUAGCACAUCUAAAUCUGAAAAAAAAAAUUAUUAUAUAUUUAUGAGGCUAAGUUAUAAAUAGAAGGCAGGAGAAAAAAAAUUCUGGUUGCUAACAGUUUUUAUUCCAAAUUGCAUCAGUUCAUAAAAACCGAAUCAUUUACAAAGGAUCUAAUCCAUAACUCUAAUAGAAAAAUAGUACAAAUCAAAAGUAUAUAAGUAUAUAUUUUUUAUUAAACAAUAUUAAAAUAGCUGCAAGUAACCAUUAAUGUAGUUAUAUAUUCAUGGAUGUUUAUAGAUGACAUUAUGCUUACAUUCUUGCUCACACCAACGUUUUGGAAAAUGUUAAUACCUUUGUUAAAAAACAAACAGCAAAAGUGGUCCAUCUGACAUCCUGUCAUUCACAUUUCAGUAAACUGUGAUAUACUGGUAAUUGAUGUUUGUGAUUUGGGGGUUUAGAAAGAUCCCCAAAUGUCUUCUAGGUUAUGAAAGAGAGAUAAAAUGAUAUUUGAUAGUUUUAAAAAAAUUUUUUGAUAUAGUUUUAAUGGUGAGUUAUUUUGUGGCGUUUGAAAACUAAAUCUCUCAACUGGAACGUGCAAUUAACCAGAAAAACCCAUUCUCUAAGCUUGCACUCUGACAAUUUGUGAAAAAGGAAAUGUGGCCAGUGCAAAACAUUUCCUCUUUUUCUAAACCUCGAACUGAGGACGUCCCUUACCAAUUACGCAGGGUCUCUUGGGCCUUAGAACUUUCCACCAGGGUUUAGGUCUCUAUGGCGAUACACCAGGUUGCUGAAGCGGAACACAGGUGAUGGGGUGGCAGCAGGUAUUGGGCGAGCAUGGGGAGAAGUUCUGGCUGCAGAAAACCAAGCAGGGUCUUCUUGAGCAUCUAGGACCAACUGCUCCGCCUUGCCAGGGAUCUGCAGAGCCACCAGCCCGGCCUGCCCCAACUUUUCACCUCUCCAGGAAAGCGGGCGCUGCAUGCCACCAGGUGGCAGCUCUGCAGGCGCAGGUGCUUUUGAUGGCUGCCUGUACCGGGGACUGGUGGCUUCCUCUGGGAGGCCACUUCCGUUGAUGCUUGAGCUUCACUCUUCUCAAGCCCUCAGAGGCCAUGACAGGUGAAAAGAGUCCAUUUUGUCCAGCCCCGUGGUCUCAUGCAGCCAUUCAGCAUCCCCGUUCAAAUUACACUCCAGGAUGGCCGGCACCGCCAGGGGAGGACAGCCUCUUCUGCCUCAGAGAGGAAGAGAAAGAUACACAAUGAUGGAGACCCACCAGAUGCAAAGAAGCUGCCGUCCAGUGCAGGAGAGGACCGAGCCAUGCUGCUGGGGUUUACAAUGAUGGGCUUCUCAGUCCUCAUGUUCUUCUUGCUUGGGAUAACCAUCCUAAAGCCUUUCAUGCUCAGCACUCAGAGAGAAGAAUCAAACUGCACCAUCAUCCACACGCAUAUCACAGAUGACUGGAUGGACUGUGGAUUCCCCUGCGGUGUGGACCGCCGAGGCCAGGGCAAGUACCCGUGUCUCCAGGUAUUGGUGAACCUCACCCAUUCAGGACAGAAAGCUCUCCUACGUUAUAACAAAGAGGCUGUCCAGAUAAAUUCCAAGUGCUUUCAUACACCUAAGUGCCACCGGGAGAGGAAUGAUUUGCUCAGCAGGGCUCUGGACAUAAAGGAAUUCUUCGAUCACAAAAAUGGGACCCCCUUUUCGUGCUUCUACAUUCCAGCCAGCCAAUCCAAAGAUGUCAUUCUCAUAAAAAAGUACGACCAAAUGGUUAUCUUCCACUGUUUAUUUUGGCCUUCACUGACUCUACUAGGUGGCGCCCUGAUUGUUGGCAUGGUGAGGUUAACACAGCACCUGUCCCUACUCUGUGAAAAAUACAGCGCUGCGCUCAGACAUGAGGCGGGUGGCCAAGUACCUCAUAUGGGACAGCAUCCAUUCAAACUGUGGAGUGCGGGGAGGAGCAAGGGAAGGAGCAGAGAAGUCUUAAGAUGGGGACCAAAUUAAAGUCCUGGCCUUCACAUACCUGCAGUUUCUGCACUUGAGCACAUACUUAUAGCUGCUUGCAAACUGACCACGUAGAGGCAAUUAAAGUUAAGUAUGAUAUUUCAUGUGGGAAAGAAAUUUUUAAAAACCCCCUUAUUGUGUAUUCUAUUUAUUCUAUAAAUAAAUACAAAUUCACUGUCUUUUCUACUCCAAAGCUCUUUCUACAGGAACCAAGGAAGCAUUUUCUUUGUUCCUUUGUGGCAAAAUGAACUCAAGAUAGUUGCGCUUUGUCUAAUUUCAGCUCUAGCUAGAACGUGUCACUGUGGAAAUGAACGUUGAGAGUAUCUAACCUAUGGAGCCCUGAACAACUAGCCUAGUUCUAUGCAAUGUAGUUCACAUGAAGGCAUUUCUCCAAAACAUUCUUAGUGAAGAAGAGUUCAUUCACCAAAGGAAGAUGAUAAUCUGGUAAUUUCAGAAAUGUGGACCCACCGUUCUCCUUCAUUCAUGACAAAGGAAGGAAGCCACUGCCUAGAAAAUUCACUAAGCUUAGAGUUAUUUGUACUUAACCUCGUCAUGUACCAGUAAUUUUUCUUUCAGCAACAUUUUUCUAGUUAAUUAUGCUUUCUGUAAGCUCAUUUUAUUCUUUGUGCACGUUCUGGUGGGAGUGGGAGAGAUGGCUAGAAAUGUGCGAAGUAGGGAGAAGCUGUAGUGGAUGGAAUUUAACCUGCAUCUCAGAUAAUCCACAUCGCAGAGAAGUCCCACAAGGAUCGUCAGCAAUUGUCUGUAAUCAAUGAAUCAGCCAAGGUUAUGAAAUAAUGAACGUCACAAGACUUUUCCAACAAAUGAUUUCCAGAUUAAGCUGAACAUAUGAGGUGAAAACAGAGUUUGUUCUGAAAACCAAUGUGCCUCAAAGUAUGUUUAAAAUUGUACUAAAAAAUCGUACAUCGUGGGCAAUAGACAGACUUUUGAAGCAACUUUUAUAUGUAACCAAAACAGAAACUUUGAUUCCAAGUCAAUUUAAUGCCUUUAGCAAUUAAUUUUGUCACAAAUUACUUAAACUGAAUAAUUAAACAGAGCGAUAUUGACUCAAGUAGUAAUGAA
Equus caballus (horse) is the source of this 17599-nucleotide messenger RNA. NCBI's taxonomy places the organism in Eukaryota, Metazoa, Chordata, Mammalia, Perissodactyla, Equidae. The record is from RefSeq and is a predicted model, not a curated record.